This is a messenger RNA of Cuculus canorus (common cuckoo), 2009 nucleotides long. It is a transcript of the gene RUNDC3A, whose product is annotated as RUN domain containing 3A. The transcript is spliced from 11 exons. The record is from RefSeq and is a predicted model, not a curated record. Bases 53 to 1378 code for a protein of 441 amino acids. NCBI's taxonomy places the organism in Eukaryota, Metazoa, Chordata, Aves, Cuculiformes, Cuculidae. Gene Ontology annotation, cellular component: cytosol.
CGGGGGGGCCCGCCGAGAAGGGGCAUCGCCCGCGGCCCCGCUCCAGCCCUGCAUGGCAGCGGGCUGCGUGCGGGCUGCCAUGGCUCUGGGGCUCUCCUCCAAGAAAGCUUCCUCCAGGAACAUCGCCGUGGAGAGGAAAAACCUCAUCACCGUCUGCAGGUUUUCAGUGAAGACUCUGCUGGAGAAAUACACGGCAGAUCCCAUCGAUGACUCUUCUGAGGAGUUUGUUAACUUUGCUGCCAUCCUUGAGCAGAUCCUCAGCCACCGCUUUAAAGGCCCCGUCAGCUGGUUCAGCUCAGAUGGGCAGCGUGGGUUUUGGGACUACAUCCGCCUGGCCUGCAGUAAGGUCCCCAACAAUUGCGUCAGCAGCAUUGAGAACAUGGAGAACAUCAGCACCUCCAGGGCCAAGGGCCGGGCUUGGAUCCGAGUGGCGCUAAUGGAGAAACGCAUGUCUGAAUACAUCUCCACAGCCCUGCGGGACACGCGGACCACCAGGCGGUUUUAUGACGACGGGGCCAUCAUGCUGCGGGAGGAAUCCACGGUGCUCACAGGGAUGCUCAUUGGGCUCAGCGCCAUUGACUUCAGCUUCUGCCUAAAGGGUGAGGUGAUGGAUGGCAAAACGCCCGUGGUCAUCGACUACACGCCCUACCUGAAGUUCACACAGAGCUAUGACUACCUGAGUGAGGAGGAGGAGCGGGGCAGUGUGGAGAGCAGCACCAGUGAGGACAGCUCCCCCGAGCACCCCUACCUGCCUCUGGUCACUGAUGAGGACAGCUGGUACAACAAGUGGCGGAAGAUGGAGCAGAAGUUUCGCAUCGUUUAUGCCCAAAAGGGGUACCUGGAGGAGCUGGUGCGGCUGCGGGAGUCGCAGCUGAAGGACCUGGAGGCAGAGAACAAGCGGCUGAAACUGCGUCUGGAGGAGGUGAUGGUGCAGAAUCAGCUGGAGAAGAGGGAGCUGGAGGGCGUCAUCCUGGAGCUACAGGAGCAGCUGACGGGGCUGAUCCCCUGUGAGAACCCGCAGCUGGCCCAGCUCUCCAAGGAGAUGGUGACACCCCUGGUGAACCAGUGGCCCUCACUGGGGACCCUCAACGGCAAUGAGAGCGGCUCGGACAGCAAGCUCUACAGGAGGCACAGCUUCGUGAGCACCGACCAGCUCUCAGCCGAGAACAGCCUCAGCUCCGACUCCCAGCGCCUGGGCGAGGGCAAGCGCGAAGGCGAGCCCUGGGGGCCCUUGGGGAAGGACCCCACACCCUCCAUGCUGGGGCUCUGUGGCUCCCUGGCCUCCCUGCCCAGCUGCAAGUCUCUGGCCAGCCUCAAGUCCAAUGAAUGCCUGGUGAGCGACAGCACCGAAGCCAGCCCAACCCGCAGCCCCAGCUGAGACCCCCGGUCCCCUCGCUGUCCCAUAGCCCAGUCACACGGCCCAGCGGCACGGCAGAGAACUGACCUCAUCUCCUCCUUCGCCACCCUGGGACCGACAAGGGACUUGCUGAAACAACUGGGGAGGCCAGAGACAAGGAUCCUCCUCCUCAUCUUGACACUCCAAACCUGCUGCACUUCGGACUCCCGGCACGGUCCCUGGCUAGAGACAUGGACCCAUUGGGAUGGGAGAUACUGGACUGGGACCCAUACUAGCCGAGGAUGGGGUGGGGGAAAUGAACUGCAUCGAGGGUGAGGGACACUGGGAGCAACUGCUGCUGGGUAGUAAAGGAGGGGGCUCAGAGGCAAACCCCUCGAUGGGCAAAGGUCCAGGCACAGCCCCGUGUUCAUCCUCCUCUGUCCUCAGGCACCCAUCCGGGCUCUGCCUGCCCUCUAGUGCCCAGCCUCUCCAGUCCCAUGCACCCCAGGGUCCCUGCUGGGGAGCGGCUGUCUCUUCUUGCAGCACCACCCUCCGAUAGGGAUAACCCUCCCUCUCCUCCUUCCCUGGGUUUCGGGUUGCUUGGGGCAAUUUUGGUUUUUAAUUCAGCCCCCUCUGCCUUGUUGGAGCAAAAGGAAUCAAUAAACACAGCAAU